Molecule: messenger RNA, 669 nt
Organism: Bombyx mori (domestic silkworm)
Lineage: Eukaryota; Metazoa; Arthropoda; Insecta; Lepidoptera; Bombycidae
Gene: CSP4
Product: chemosensory protein 4
Exons: 3
Coding region: 164-547 (127 amino acids)
Source: RefSeq, a predicted model, not a curated record
GUUUUUAUGCAUCGAAGACAGAUGAAAUAAUGAACCGACCUAGCAAAUUAGAUGCUUUGAACACAUCGCUGGCGACUAUAAAUACUGGUAUAUCAUUACAUUCAACAUCAUAAGACACUGCAGACCACUGGAAUCACUUACGUGCUGAGCAGGAUCAUCAACCAUGAAGGUCCUUAUAGUUUUGAGCUGUGUACUCGUGGCCGUACUUGCUGAUGAUAAGUACACUGACAAAUAUGACAAAAUUAACUUGCAAGAAAUUUUGGAGAACAAGAGGCUCCUGGAGUCGUAUAUGGAUUGCGUGCUCGGCAAGGGCAAGUGUACUCCCGAAGGGAAGGAACUGAAAGAUCAUCUUCAAGAAGCUCUAGAGACUGGUUGCGAGAAAUGCACUGAAGCCCAAGAAAAGGGCGCUGAAACUAGUAUUGAUUAUUUAAUCAAGAAUGAACUGGAAAUUUGGAAGGAGCUGACAGCCCAUUUCGACCCCGACGGCAAAUGGAGGAAGAAGUACGAAGACCGCGCUAAGGCCAAGGGCAUCGUCAUCCCUGAAUAAAACUUCAAUAAAGUUGAACACUAACUAGAAUUUUAAUUCAACAACGGAAUCCUAAAUUUUUUAUUGUUAUGAAAUCUGAUUUUGUACUUUUCGUUUUUUAAAUAAAUAAAUUUCUUAAUGUA